CCAUUCCCAUAAUGCAUUGCGGACAGGUGAGAAUUAUCUACCUUUACGCAGCAUGAAAACAAAUAGAGAAAACAUUGACAGAUUAUUUAGUAUCGAUAUGCAUUUUAUUUACACACGUUAGGUGUUGUUAGAUCAAAGAAUGCCGCUUUGUUGCUGCUGGACAGGUGUUAAUUGGCGGGAAUAUAUGACUAAGAGGAGCAAUCAGUGAUCUAUUAUAAAACAAUUUAAGCAAUAUAUUGUGAUGAAGUCAAAAUUGAAGCCUUUGGCUUAGAGUUUACGUUAUAAAAGUUCAGUGUAUGUGAAGGAAUAACAGAGUUCAUGUGUUCUUUGGGUGACAAAUGUUGUUUUGCCAUUAAAAGCGCAUAGUGUGUCAGAUUUACUGGUGGUGUAAUAUAAACUGAACCUUAUAUGUUAUUGUGCAUAGCUGACAUGUGUGUUCAGCUCUUUGUUUACAGAUGUUCAGACGCUAAACAAAAUGUCAAGACUUUCAAGAUUUUUGCCAAAGUUCCUUCGAGGUGGAAACAAGGAUAUUAAACAGACUGGAGACAAGUCGCAGUGUAAAAUAAUAUUUUUGGACGAGUCUGAAUACUUCAUUCCUUACAAGGGUGCUUUCAAGGGCCAGUAUGUGUUGGACAAGGCAUUUGAGCAGCUCAACCUGUUUGAGAAGGAUUUCUUUGGUCUCCGAUUCAUUGACAGCACUGGACAGACACACUGGUUGGAAACCACAAAAACAUUGGCAUCACAAGUGAAGGGUUGCAAUAUUCCAUACACAUUUUACUUCGGUGUGAAGUUUUACCCUGCAGACCCAUGCAAGUUAAGGGAAGAAAUCACAAGAUACCAAUUCUUCCUCCAAGUGAAGAGGGACAUCCUCCAUGGCCGGCUCCCUGUGUCCUUUGAGGAGGCUACAGAACUGUUUGCUUAUGCUGUGCAAUCUGAGCUUGGUGACUAUGAAUCCCAGGAGCUGCCUCCAGGUUACGUGUCCGAGUUCCAGUUUGUGCCCAACCAGACAGAGGAGCUGGAGGAGAGCAUUGCACAUCUGCACAGGAGACUCGGAGGUACAAUACCAGCAACUGCAGAGCUGAAGUUCUUGGAUAAAGUGAAAUGGCAGGACAUGUAUGGAGUUGACCUUCACCCUGUUAUGGGUGAAGGCAACACAGAGUAUUUCCUGGGUCUUACUCCCACUGGCAUUGUGGUGUACAAAAACAAAACUAAGGUUGGAAACUACUUCUGGCCAAGAAUAACAAAGGUGAACUGCAAAGGCAAAGUUUUCACAAUACGGGUAAUAGGCAAAAUUAAUGAUGAACACAUUUACUCAUUUGAGUUAGCGACCAAACAGGCAUGCAAGCACUUGUGGAAAUGCUGUGUGGAGCAUCACGCCUUCUUCAGACUCAACCAGGUCACUUCCUCAUCUAGAACUAGUAAACCAUUUAGGUCCACAUCCAAGCACAGAAACAGCGGUCGUCAAGACAGACAAAACAAUGCGGAUGCGCAGGCAAGGGAGCAGCCUCGAGUGAUGCGUGUCCAGAGCAGACGUCAGGCACGCAGGGCCAUGUCAGACCCUCGUCUUAAUCAAGAUGGAGGUGGAGUUCAGUUUACAGAGGGCCAUGUCACAAUGGUGGUCAAACCAGAACAUGUCAAAGGUCCUCGACACAGGAGCCUGCCUGAGCUGAAGGGUCGUGAGUCACCCACCAGCACUCGGUCUGCACCCUGGGAAACCAACAUGGAUGCUGGUUUGUACACGUCUGGUCGUGAGUCUCCUGUGUCGGUAACCCAGAGUGAGAACGUGAAUCAGCUGAGACGUCACCAUAGAGACAGUGACAGUGAGGCGGGACACCGCAGAAAAUUUCAAAGACAGGGUUAUGAUAGUGAUGGUGGCAGUUCUCGGCAUAAGUAUUUCCCUAGCAGCAGGAAAGGCUCAGACAAUGAGAGUGAUGUUUCGUCCAUACGAAGACGAAGAAGAGAGCAUGAUUCAGGCAGUGAGUCAGACGUGUCACCAAGCGCUAUGGACCGAUACAGGAAGGCAAAGAGUGUGGGCAGUGAAAGGUUUGAGACGGAAUGGAACACUGCUCUGCAGAAUACCAAUCCAGCCUUGCACUCGGCCCCAACAGGCGAGUUGAGACAAAAGAAGAUGCGCCGUCGUCGUAGCAAGUCUCCAGGCAACAGCAAGCGGCCCCCGGAGGAGCUGAGACAACACAUCGAGUUUGACAUCAUAGAACCACCGGAGGAUAUGGACGAGGAACUACUCAAGGAGAUACCUUAUGUGAAUGUGGAGACCAAAGCUGAUAUAUUUAAAGUGAGAUAUUCCCCAAGCAACAGGCGACGUUAUCGUUCACCGAAGAGAAAGUCAGCUGGAGAUUUUGAGGGCGGAGUGAAGGUGACCAAUGAGCCAGAUGAUGGCCCCGCCCCCCAGGCAAGGACCCCAGAGGCCACCCACAGGCAGUCUGCACCCAUGCCUGGCUACUACUCAGACAUUGGCAGCCUACCAAGGAGGUCACACACCAUUUCUUCUCAUGUCCAGCCCCCAGUUGCAGGAAACCUGACUUCACAUUCCAAGCAUUUUCGAUCCGAUAAUAGUCAUCAUCCUCAGUUUCAAGAAAACUUCCUAUUUUAUGACCCGAACCCCUCGAAUCGUUACAAUACAUUCAAACACACCAGUGUCCAUAGCUACUACCCCCCACCCACUGCAGUAUUCAAGCCUAUUGACAGUACACAGGAUAAGGUCUCAGCCAACAUCAGUCAAAGUUAUUUAAAUAGCACGCACAGCACGGAAAACAGGCCUGUCACAGGUCAAGGUCAACAUAUGGAUGACCUUUCUCAUGGUCAAGGUCAUUCUGACAUUGGUGAAGGUCAUGACCCUGAGAAUGAUGAAGAGGACAGAAACCACGACUCAGGUUUGAACAGCUCUCACAGUAGUAGCAAUCCAGGGGUUUCUGCCCCUAGUUUAGUGAGAGGCCCCAUUGGGAGGAUGUUUGGUACCCAGGAUGCAAUAGCCAGACUGUACAGCAGCCCUGCAGGGACCAGGCGGCCAAAUUUGAACCAGUCUGAUGUUUCGACCAAUCAAAAUUCACCUUACAAAGGGCAUGGCUAUGCAGCAACCAAUCAGAGUGGCAGUCCGUACAAAGGAAUGGGAUUUGUGUCCACCAAUCAGCAAUCUUCUUACAAUUCAAACGCAACUGCACCCUCCAGAGGGCAAAUGAAUGGAGUUCAACCUGUGAUAAAUUACAAUAGUACCAGCAUUAACGGUAUUCUUCCUCAAUAUGGAUCUCAUAGUGGCAAUUCCUCUGACCAUCAGAGCAAUCUUGACUAUGUCUCUGCCCCAGAAAAAACAAACAAUUCCUCAAGAGUCAAUAUGCAAAAUGGCUACCUGAAUCAGUCUCAUAUUCAGAAUCCAAGCAAUCAGUCCGCUUUUGAUAUGCAUUCCAACAGAAUGUUCUACACCCAGGGUGAUUCAUUGCAAAGGAACCAGCCUGUCAAUCCGAGCCUGCAAUAUCCAUCACAACAUUCCAAUCUUUCUAAUAUGAAGAAUUCCAGCCAUGAUUUCCGACCAAAGAACUACAACCAAGACAGUGUUGCCCCACAACGCCAAAAUCAGAUGCCAGUUCGCUCAACCACAUCAAAUGGGAUAAUGGAACAUUCCAUGGUGGGGAAUGCAGGUUCCCACACUCUGAACGCAGACAAUAGACUGGGCCUGCAGCCCAAGUGGCAAUAUGUGGGUAAUGGGCAGGCGGGUGGGGUACGAUCAGAGCAGCCCCACUCGGAGUCGGUCCAUCAUGGACAACAGAGAGAAGUUUCUAUCUCUUCAAACACUCGGUCCCCUGUUUCAUCCCCUGUGAAAAAUACUCAGCCCCAGUCACAGUCAUCCAAACAGGGAACCAGAUCACCAGCAACCAAUGGGAAUAUUCCCAGUUAUCACAUGACAUCCCCCAAUAAACAAUCAGUCUCAAGAAGCAUGGCAGGGAAUCCAAGAGAUCUUAAUAUCGAGACGCCAGUUUCCCCAACCACUUUCCGCUCCCCAGACAGUGCCAUCAGUUCUCUGCACAGUCUGAGUCUCUCCAAUCCAAACUCAAACCGCAGCUCUCCAAGAAAACCAGUCAAGUAUGAUGAUAACCAUAUAAACAAUAAUGAUGUUUCUAGAGUCAACAACAAUGCAGCAUCAACAUUUAGUAAAACACGUGCACCAGCAUUUGGGAAUUCAGAAAGGUGGACAGAACUGUAAACUAUUUUUUUUUAUUUGCAAAAUAUAUUUAUGUUUUUAAUUGUGAUGACCAGUACUGUUGCAUUGAAUGCCAUGCAUAACAAAGUUAUGAUCUUGUUUUCUUAUUUUUAUUACUAUAACAUAAAUACAAAAUACACUGAUCUUGAUAUUGUUAUGUACUAUUUAUAAAUAAUUUGAAGCUUCAACUGUGAUCUUCCUUCACUGUAUAGCUUGUGUGCCAAACAAGCUGCUUUUGCAAAUGUUUAAUAGCUCACCUGAGCUCAAAGUGAAGCUGGCAAUAUUUUUUGUAAAAUAUGUAUAUUGCACCUUUAUUAUUAUCAAAGGCCUUGUUUUACUAUUUUUGUCUCAUUGUUUUCUAACAAGUUUUGUAAUAAAAUGUACAUAUAAUUA
Dreissena polymorpha is the source of this 4606-nucleotide messenger RNA. RefSeq names its product band 4.1-like protein 4A. NCBI's taxonomy places the organism in Eukaryota, Metazoa, Mollusca, Bivalvia, Myida, Dreissenidae. Gene Ontology annotation, cellular component: cytoskeleton. The coding region runs from base 476 to 4216 and encodes 1246 amino acids. The transcript has 27 exons. The record is from RefSeq and is a predicted model, not a curated record.